Messenger RNA from Tarenaya hassleriana, 1638 nucleotides. Its product is annotated as homogentisate phytyltransferase 1, chloroplastic. Lineage: Eukaryota; Viridiplantae; Streptophyta; Magnoliopsida; Brassicales; Cleomaceae. Gene Ontology annotation, cellular component: membrane. The transcript has 14 exons. The coding region runs from base 188 to 1369 and encodes 393 amino acids. Gene Ontology annotation, molecular function: prenyltransferase activity. The record is from RefSeq and is a predicted model, not a curated record.
UUGCACCCUUGUUCUUGAAAUCAUCGUUUUUUUUUUAAAUUUAAUUGAAGAAAAUAACCACUUCGUACAAUUUCUCAAACGUCAAUCCUUUAUAGUAAAACUUAAAUGUUUUUCCAAUCUAACUUCAAUCACUGUCUCAACUGUCCGGCCCUAUAAUUUUGAUUCAUGUGUCCUCUCCGGAGCUUUCAUGGAGUCUCUCUUCUCCGGUUCUUCCCUUGUUUCCGCUGCAGGCGGAUUUCGCUUGACGAAGAAGAAUCUCAAGGUCCACCCUUUAUCAGGAAUCCGAGUUUUGAGGUGCAGAUCGUGUGAUAUUCUCGUGAGACCGAGGUUUAGAGACAAUCUCGUAAGGUGUAACGGUAAAAGAUUUUCGCCCGUCUUGUGCCUGAAGAACAAGAAGAGGUUUCUGGUACAUGCUACGGAGGGUCAGCCCGAAGCUUACGACCCGAAGAACUUGCGGGAAUCCGUUAGAAACUCGUUAGAUGCGUUUUACCGUUUUUCCAGGCCGCAUACCGUCAUUGGCACUGUGCUUAGUAUUUUAUCUGUAUCUUUCUUAGCAGUAGAGAAGCUCUCGGAUAUAUCGCCUCUAUUUUUCACCGGAGUGUUGGAGGCUGUUGUUGCAGCCCUCAUGAUGAACAUUUACAUCGUCGGUCUAAAUCAGUUGUAUGAUGUGGAUAUUGAUAAGGUUAACAAGCCAUAUCUUCCAUUGGCAUCGGGGGAAUAUUCCAUAAAAACCGGCAUAGCGAUUGUAGCCUCCUUUUCCGUCAUGAGUUUCUGGCUCGGGUGGAUUGUUGGCUCAUUGCCAUUGUUUCUGGCUCUUUCCGUGAGUUUCUUGCUUGGCACUGCAUACUCUAUCAAUGUGCCACUUUUGAGAUGGAAAAGAUUUGCACUCGUUGCCGCUAUGUGUAUUCUAGCUGUCCGAGCUGUCAUCGUUCAGAUCGCCUUUUAUCUACACAUUCAGUGCCACGUUUUUGGAAGACCUGCAUUGUUCACUAGGCCUCUGAUUUUCGCAACUGCGUUUAUGAGCUUCUUCUCGGUUGUCAUAGCCUUGUUCAAGGAUAUACCCGAUAUUGAAGGGGAUAAGAUCUUCGGAAUCCGAUCUUUCUCCGUGACUUUGGGUCAGAAACGGGUAUUUUGGAUCUGUGUUUCACUUCUUCAAAUGGCUUACGCUGUUGCGAUUCUGGUCGGAGCCACAUCUCCAUUCCUGUGGAGCAAAGUGAUCUCGGUUCUGGGUCACGUUAUUCUAGCAGUGAUCUUGUGGGCUCGAGCCAAAUCCGUCGAUCUGAGCAGCAAAGCCGCGAUAACGUCGUGCUACAUGUUCAUUUGGAAGCUUUUCUAUGCAGAGUACUUGCUGAUACCAUUUGUGAAGUGACCAGAAGAAGGAACAAACAAAUAACAAAUCUUUUUCAGACAAGAGCUUGCCUUCGUAGAGUUCAAGGUUUCCUUCAAAAAAAAAAAAAAAACUUUUUGUAGAAUUAUGUCUUGGACUCCAAGAAACUUGGAAAACAUGUCUCAUGCUAAGAGAAUCAGACACUAAGUCGCCAAAUGCAAUUUCUUAUCUUUUUUUUUUUUGGUGUGUUUUAUUGUGCUGUUAUAUGUAAUGUUUUUCCUAAUUCAAUAAUAGCAUUAUUUAUUUUCCUA